CCUGCUCCAAUCAGAAGUGACUCACCAAUCAAGGAGUUAGAACCUGAACUGGUCAACCUGUGUGACCAAAACCCAGGAGAGACUUCCACACAAACAGUUGCUCCAAAUAAAAGUCAGUGCAAUGAUCCUCUCGAUUCCCUUCAGCUGAAAGUUCUACCUCUGGAGGAGGCCAUAGCCAUCUUUAAACAAGCAGGCGGGGUCACUAACAUUCAGCAAGACAUGGAGGAGAAUAACUCUGAGGAAGUGGAGAUACAAGAAGUGUUCAGUUCCUCAUUGAGUGACUCCACACAACAGUGCAAGUCCAUCAGUCCAAUAGAAGAGGUGUGCUGUGUUGAAAUGUUGAAGCAAAUCUUUUAUGGGUCAGGCACGGCUUCAGGUGAAUGUCAGUGUCAGAAAGAGCAAAGUCGCAAUGAAGUCACUGACCCGACCGCCGAUGAGGGGAUGGCGGCAGAACCAGGGAAACAGGACGUGUUUGUGAUUGAGUUUGAUGGUGAAUCAGAGGAAGAAAACCCGGCCAAAGGUCCAGAGAGCACUGACACACAAAUGAUCACGUUUACUAAAACCAGUUAUCCUCAUGAGGAUGAAGAAUCAAAUACUAUUCCUAGCUCAGUCAUCAGCAACCCGUCGAACAUCAUGUUCAUGAGUGAAAAUGAGGUCAAUGGUGGUUCCAGGAGUGAUGAUAGAAAUUCAGAGCAGCCGGCAGACUUGGAAGAUGGUUCUGGACAAGCUCAGGAGAGGACAAACAACAGCAAAAUCACAAAUCAGCCCAGGGAAGACUCUGAAGUCCAGUCAGAGAUUCAAUCAGACAAUUCUGUGGAUGACAAACAAGAUCAGCCAAGUCAUGUACUGCCUGAUCUCUUCAGCCGUGAAAGUGAACUGGAGGAGAGCAGUGGACGGGGUCAGCUGGCGUCAGAAGAUCUGGGAGAGACGCCAUCAGAAAAUAUCGAGGAGCAAAGAGUGACCCUUAAACUUAGUCAAGCAACGGUUAUGAGAAAGGAGAAGCGACUACACAAUCAUGAUCAACUUCAUUCCUCUAAGAAACUAAAAAAAUGCCCCAAAGGUUUUUAUUCAGCUCAGACAUCUGAGGAUGUCCCAGGAAGUCGGGAUAGUUUAGCUGAUCAUCAACCUUCAACCUCACAUUAUCGAACUGUAAAGCUGGCACUGUUCGGCUCACCACAACAGGACGAGUGCCAUCCAAGUGUCAGCAAAAAGACACCUCCAGGAGCAGAAUCCAUUGGCUCACCAAGUCCUCCUGGAGUCAUUUCUGUGCUCGUCAGCCCUCUGAAGAGAAAGCCAAGUAAACCUGCUCCUGCAGAGGAACCCUCAGUAAAAUUAAGGAUUUACGAAAAAUGGCGAAAAAGUCUCUACCAAAGUCAAAUAAUGCACAGAUGCACAUUGAGGAUUCAGAAGAUGAGACUCAAGAAAUCCGGUUUGAAGCAGACGGUUGUCUCUGAAAAGAGGAGGGAGAAAGGUACAAGGAAGUUGCUUUCCAAAUUGAUCAAACAAAGGAAGGAGAAGCUGAAGAGGGACGUGGCAGUGCUCAGGAAUCCUGCUGAUCAACAGACGCAAGAUGCUGAAGAACGAAGUUACACAGUCAGACCUCUGCAGGAUAAAAACGUCCUCGUGUUCAGUGUGUUGCCCACAAGCUUCAGCCUGCAAGAUGGCCCCAGCGAGAUGGAAACCCAGGAUGAUCCUGCACCAAGUGAGACCAAACCCGUCGAGAUAAAGAGCUCAGAGACAGCGGUGUCAAGGGAAAAAGUUAAACACGCAGAUAGACUCCUGUAAAAACAGGCGAUGAGAUCAGGAAAUAAGGGGGGAUCAGAAGUUGCCAGCUGGCGGCUGAUUGGACACCAUUAUUUCCAGGUCAAAUAGGGAAGUUUUUCAAAAGAUCUAAUUAAGAUUAAAUUUAAUUCUAAGAUUUCAAAAGAAGAUUUAUGAGCUCAAACUUACUCAAAAUGCAGAUAUUUAGGAUAUCUGGUGAGUGUUUUUAGUCCAGUAUACAUAUGAGAGACACAAAUAUCUAUCCAAAAGGAUGAAGUUGUCUGAUCAUGGCAGUGAUGGAGUCUCAUUUGUUUUUAUCCAGGAUUUUUAGAGCCCCAUAGUAGAGAUGCUCUAAGGCGGGGGGGCAAACUCAA
This is a messenger RNA of Cheilinus undulatus (humphead wrasse), 2135 nucleotides long. RefSeq lists its product as uncharacterized. NCBI's taxonomy places the organism in Eukaryota, Metazoa, Chordata, Actinopteri, Labriformes, Labridae. The transcript has 3 exons. Bases 220 to 1785 code for a protein of 521 amino acids. The record is from RefSeq and is a predicted model, not a curated record.